AUGGCGGAGGGUGGCGGCCCCGAAGGGCGCCCCGGGCCGGGCUCCGCAGGCUCUAACCUGAAGGAGUGGCUGAGGGAGCAGUUCUGUGACCACCCUCUGGAGCAGUGUGAGGACACGCGGCUCCAUGACGCAGCCUACGUGGGGGAUCUGCAGACCCUCAGAAGCCUGCUGCAGGAGGAGAGCUACCGGAGCCGCAUCAAUGAGAAGUCUGUGUGGUGCUGUGGCUGGCUCCCCUGCACGCCACUGCGGAUCGCGGCAACCGCCGGCCACGGGGACUGUGUGGACUUCCUCAUCCGGAAAGGGGCAGAGGUCGACCUGGUGGAUGUCAAGGGGCAGACCGCCCUGUAUGUAGCCGUGGUGAACGGCCACCUAGAGAGCGCCCAGAUCCUCCUGGAAGCAGGCGCAGACCCCAACGGCAGCCGGCACCAUCGCAGCAGCCCCGUGUACCACGCCUCGCGUGUGGGCAGGGCUGACAUCCUGAGGGCGCUCAUCAGAUACGGGGCUGAUGUCGACGUGAACCAUCAGCUGACCCCUGAGGCCCGGCCCCCUUUCUCCCGACGCCUCACCUCCCUGGUGGUCUGCCCUCUCUACAUCAGCGCAGCAUACCACAACCUCCAAUGCUUCAAGCUGCUCCUCCAGGCGGGGGCGAACCCCGACUUCAACUGCAAUGGCCCCGUCAACACGCAAGGCUUCUACCGGGGCUCCCCCGGCUGCGUCAUGGAUGCGGUCCUGCGCCACGGCUGUGAGGCAGCCUUUGUGAGCCUGCUGGUGGAGUUCGGGGCCGACCUGAGCCUGGUGAAGUGGGAGUCUCUGGGCCCUGAGGCGAGGGGCCGCAGGAAGGUGGACCCUGAGGCCCUGCAGCUCUUCAGAGAUGCCCGAAGUGUCCCCAGGACCUUGUUAGGUCUGUGCCGCGUGGCUGUGAGACAGGCUCUCGGCAAACACCGACUCCAUCUGAUCCCCUCGCUGCCUCUGCCGGAUCCCAUAACGAAGUUCCUGCUUUAUGAGUAG
This is a messenger RNA of Chrysochloris asiatica (Cape golden mole), 1008 nucleotides long. RefSeq names its product ankyrin repeat and SOCS box containing 1 (gene ASB1). Gene Ontology annotation, biological process: protein ubiquitination; intracellular signal transduction. NCBI's taxonomy places the organism in Eukaryota, Metazoa, Chordata, Mammalia, Afrosoricida, Chrysochloridae. The transcript is spliced from 5 exons. Bases 1 to 1008 code for a protein of 335 amino acids. Gene Ontology annotation, cellular component: ubiquitin ligase complex. The record is from RefSeq and is a predicted model, not a curated record. Gene Ontology annotation, molecular function: protein binding.